Linum trigynum is the source of this 420-nucleotide messenger RNA. The record is from the annotation of a GenBank genome assembly. NCBI's taxonomy places the organism in Eukaryota, Viridiplantae, Streptophyta, Magnoliopsida, Malpighiales, Linaceae.
AUGAUAGUAGCAAAAUCGGAGACGACCGAUCUUGCCACCUUGAGAGAGGUUGCCAUGAGAGCAGAGGAUUCAGUAAAUGAAAUAGAAGCACAGAUGGCUGAAGGAAGGAAGGAAGAGAAAGUAGAAGAACGUGGGUUCUUCGAGUGCUGGGAACUCAUUCGGGGUAGACCUAAUCAGAGUCAGAGGUUUUCACGUCCAGUAGCCAGUUACCCCAGACAGGAGAGGAGAAGUGAACUUCCAGCUCCUAUUUGCCCACAUUGUGGGAAUCAACAUAUGGGUGUUUGCAGGAGGGUGACUGGUGGGUGUUUCCGAUGUGGAGACACCAACCACUUUCUCCGAGAUUGUCCCCAUAUGCCAGAGUCCAGGCCUGAUGGAUCCCAGACUACAAUUCAGGGUCCAGAAGGACUGAAGGUCCAGUGA